AUGGCGGCUGGCCGGCAGGGCUGGCUGCUCUGCGCCUUGCUCCUGUGCUCGGCCCACGGUGAGCUGUACACACCCAUCCACAAGGCUGGCUACUGCACCUUCUAUGAAGAAUGUGGAAAGAAUCCGGAGCUGUCCGGAAGCCUCACAUCACUGUCCAACGUCUCCUGCCUGUCUAACACACCAGCCCACCAUGUCACAGGUGACCACCUGGCCCUCCUGCAGCGCAUCUGUCCCCGACUCUACAAUGGUCCCAACAGCACCUAUGCCUGCUGCUCCACCAGACAGCUGGUGUCUCUGGAAAGUAGCAUGUCUAUCACCAAGGCCCUCCUCACCCGCUGCCCAGCCUGCUCUGACAACUUUGUGAGCCUGCACUGUCACAACACCUGCAGCCCCAACCAGAGCCUGUUCAUCAAUGUCACCCGUGUGGUCUCCCAGGGGUCCGAUCAGCCUCCAGCUGUGGUGGCCUACGAGGCCUUCUACCAGAGAAGUUUCGCAGAGCAGGCCUAUGAGUCCUGCAGCCGGGUGCGCAUCCCUGCGGCUGCCACGCUGGCCGUGGGCAGCAUGUGUGGUGUGUACGGUUCUGCCCUCUGCAACGCCCAGCGCUGGCUCAACUUCCAGGGGGACACAGGGAAUGGCUUGGCCCCACUGGACAUCACCUUCCACCUCCUGGAGCCUGGCCAAACCCUGGAGAGUGGGAUACAGCCACUGAACGGGGAAAUCACACCUUGCAAUGAGACCCAAGGUGAAGACAUGGCUGCCUGCUCCUGCCAGGACUGUGCAGCGUCCUGUCCUGUGAUCACCCAACCCCCGGCCCUGCGCCCUUCUUUCUACAUGGGCCGACUGCCUGGCUGGCUGGCCCUCAUCCUUAUUUUCUGUGCCGUCUUCAUCCUGAUCACCGCCAUCCUGGUGCGUCUUCGUGUGGUUUCUGACAGGAACAAGAAGAAGAAGAUGGCAGAACCCCAGGUGGCCCCCAGCCACUCUCAGAAGCUCAAGCCCUCCCCCCACGCCGUCCUUGGUCGGUUCUUCCAGAGCUGGGGCACAAAGGUGGCCUCAUGGCCGCUGACCGUCCUGGUGGUGUCCAUCUUGGUUGUGGUUGCCUUGGCCAUGGGCAUGAUCUACAUAGAGCUCACCACAGACCCUGUGGACCUGUGGUCAGCCCCCAAAAGCCAAGCUCGAAAGGAGAAGGAAUUCCAUGACCAGCAUUUUGGCCCUUUUUUCCGAACCAAUCAGGUUUUCCUGACAGCUCUGAAUCGGUCUAGCUACACGUACAACUCCCUGUUGCUGGGGCCCAAGACCUUCAGUGGGAUCCUGUCCCUCGACCUGCUGUUGGAGGUGCUGGAGCUGCAGGAGAGGCUGCGACACCUGCAGGUGUGGUCACCCGAGGAGCAACGCAACAUCUCACUGAGUGACAUCUGCUACGCGCCCCUCAACCCACACAACACCAGCCUCUCCGACUGCUGUGUCAACAGCUUCCUGCAGUAUUUCCAGAACAACCGCACGCUCCUGCUGCUCACCGCCAACCAGACGCUGAUGGGCCAGACUGCCCAGGUGGACUGGAGGGACCACUUCCUCUACUGUGCCAACGCCCCCCUCACCUUUAAAGACGGCACAGCCCUGGCCCUGAGCUGCAUAGCUGACUACGGGGCUCCUGUCUUCCCUUUCCUCGCUGUGGGGGGGUACCAAGGGGAUGACUACUCUGAGGCAGAAGCUCUGGUCUUAACCUUCUCCCUCAACAACUACCCUGCUGGGGACCCCCACCUGGCCCAGGCCAAGCUCUGGGAGGAGGCCUUCUUGGAAGAGAUGAAGGCCUUCCAGCAGAGGACAGCUGGCAAAUUCCAGGUGGCAUUCAUGGCCGAGCGCUCUUUGGAGGACGAGAUCAACCGUACCACCAUAAAGGACCUGCCUGUCUUCUGUGUCAGCUACGUUGUCAUCUUCCUGUACAUCUCCCUGGCCCUGGGAACCUACUCCAGCUGUGACCGAGUAUCGGUGGAAUCCAAGGCCACCUUGGGCCUGGGUGGGGUGACCGUGGUGCUGGGAGCAGUCAUAGCUGCCAUGGGCUUCUUCUCCUACCUGCGCAUUCCCUCCUCUCUGGUCAUCCUCCAAGUGGUACCUUUUCUGGUGCUGGCCGUGGGAGCUGACAACAUCUUCAUCUUUGUUCUUGAGUACCAGAGGAUGCCUCGAAUACCCGGGGAGCAGCGAGAAGCCCACAUUGGCCGGGCCCUGGGCAGCGUGGCCCCCAGCAUGCUGCUCUGCAGCCUCUCAGAGGCCAUCUGCUUCUUCCUCGGGGCCCUGACGCCCAUGCCUGCUGUGAGGACCUUUGCCUUGAUCUCUGGCCUGGCAAUCAUCCUUGACUUCCUGCUGCAGAUGACCGCUUUUGUGGCCCUGCUCUCCCUGGACAGCAAGAGGCAGGAGGCUGCCCGCCCCGACAUCUUCUGCUGUCUUAAACCCAGAAAAGUGUCCCCAGCUGACCCAAGCGAGGGGCUCCUGCUGCGCUUUUUCCGCAAGCUGUAUGCUCCCUUCCUGCUGCACUGGGUCACCCGCCCUGUCGUGCUGGUGCUGUUUAUCUCCCUGUUUGGAGCAAGUCUCUACUUCAUGUGCCACAUCGAUGUAGGGCUGGACCAGGAGCUGGCCCUGCCCAAGGUGAGCCCGCUGGCCUCCCAGCCAUUGGUCCUCUGA
This is a messenger RNA of Castor canadensis (American beaver), 2676 nucleotides long. The record is from RefSeq and is a predicted model, not a curated record. NCBI's taxonomy places the organism in Eukaryota, Metazoa, Chordata, Mammalia, Rodentia, Castoridae.